GUUCCCUUCGGACGCUAUUCUUUUGGUGACACAUGAGGCUAGCUGUUGGCUGCUUUCGUGCACGCCCUUAGGUGGUGGCGUGAUUGUUGUUACUGUUCGUUGAGACCGCAUUCGAUGCAACUAAGGUGAUCUGGGCAUUUUCGUUGUCCUGAAAGCGUGUUAUGCUCGUGCGAGAAACGUUCCGCAUCGAGCUUCUCUGGGAUCUUGUCGGAUCCUCCGGAAUGAACCCUCGACCAGUCUCAUCGAGCGGAGUCAAACAAGCAAGUCUCGCCUCUCGGCAGCCGGAAAACCUAAAAUAUCUCUUGCAUGUUCGGUUACAGGAGCUUCUCGAUCUCGGAAGGGACCCUCCUGCGCAAUGCUCUGCAGGACCUCUCGGGGAAGAUCUAUUCCAUUGGCAGGCAACAAUCAUGGGACCUCCCGAUAGUCCAUAUCAAGGAGGCGUCUUCUUUCUGACCAUACACUUCCCAACAGAUUAUCCAUUCAAACCACCAAAGGUCGCGUUCACAACACGCAUAUAUCACCCGAACAUCAACUCAAACGGAUCGAUCUGUUUGGAUAUACUGCGUUCGCAAUGGUCGCCAGCGCUCACUGUCUCGAAGGUGCUGCUGUCCAUAUGCUCUCUACUGUGUGAUCCAAAUGCGGACGAUCCGUUGGUCCCGGAAAUUGCCAAGAUCUACAAGUCAGACCGCGAUCGUUACAAUGAAUUAGCUCGUGAAUGGACUCGUAAAUACGCCAUGUAGAAAGCCCCAGGCCCACAACCAGAUUAUUCGCCUUAUCGUGAGAUCGUAGUCUCAAAAGGCGUCUCAUCCGAGUUGACGACGUCAAUUUUUUUCAUCGAUUCACGAGUGGAUCCUACUUCUCGGGCGGAAAAAUCUGGUGGAAAGUUGACAACAAACACUUCAACAAGCGUAAGAACGUAAACCAACAACAACGGCAAAGGAGCGGCUGAGGCAGCCUUAGGAUUAUAGGUUUGAUUGGGAUUUCUUGGGAGACUGAGACUUUAUUCACAACAGAUAGUAAAAGCGAUAAUUGGAAGAAAAAUUCACACAAUGAUUAAUUUGAUAAUGCUACGGAUCUCGCGAGCGAACGGAAUUGAUUUGUUUCCUUCUUCUCCAAAAUUCAUGCCCAUCUGCCGAGGAAAGGUCGUCUGGAUCUGAGCUCGAGUUCUCGAAGUAGCGGCAUCAAACAACUAGACGCGAACAUCAAUCAGUCAGUCGAAUUUACGGAGCAAAGAGAGGGAGAAUAGGAAACAGAAAUUAAACGAGGGAGGUCGGAAAGAUGGCAUGAUUCACCUCAGACGCCUCGGAAAAGAACUCCCAUUCCCAUUUUAUAACCUGCCUGCGAGCUGCAAUCUUCGUUCGCGACAUGCAGUUCGUCUCUGGUAUCAAUUAGAGGGCAGAGAGACGUGAUUCGAAAUGAGGGAACGCAAGUAAAAUUUCUGAGUGCGCGUAGCAUGUUUCGAAAUACCACGGGGAAUCGGCUUACGAGCGAAUCGAAGCAGCUUCUCCCUCGGUCUUCGUAACCUUCUGCACCACUCCCACCAACGCGGUAGGCAGAACGAUUUAGCAUUCGAGAACGAAAAUGCAGGGAGUGUGUAGAGAUAAGAUCUUUCACCAAGCGAUGAAUCUAUGACAACAAAUUCAUCGCGGAAACGACUCUCUCGCAGCGAGAGAUCAAGAGAAGGACGACCUCAUGUACGAUCGAUCACCGAUUCCAGUUCCGCUCGUAAUCUUGCUAAGCAGGCUGCGAAUUAGUCGAUGCAUCGGUCCUCAUCCGGCGAGCUGCCGAAUGUCUCCCCAUUGUGAUCGAUUCAUGGAUCGAAUGGUUUCCGUGAAAGUUUUGUGGUCUACAGAUCGGAUUUAUCGAGGUCACUCCCGUAGAACUUAGUGUGGGCAACGAAACCGCGACUUGUAUCCGCUCCCUUUUUCUUCUUUCUUGAAAGCUAAUUCGGUUUCUUUUUCGAUGAGUAUUUUUUACUAAGAAUAAUUUCGGCUGUGUAACCGGACGGUGGACCUUCGGUCCAGCUCGAAAGUUCCAAUCCUGCUGCUGCUGCUGCUUCAUUCAGAGGGUGGACUAGGUUACCUAGGGCACUGGGUUGCCAAAGCAAAAUUCCAUCGUUCAUCAAAAUUGAUACCUACACACUUUGUCGCUGCUCGACUCGGUGGAGCUACGUCGCUACUGAGCGUCAUCACUCGGGUUCAUUUGUAAAUAUGAAGUACCAUGACGACGAUGAUGAUGAUGACGACGACGACGGCUAAAAUGAUGAGGAAGAGGAGGCAGAUUCUGAUAAUGAUGACGAUGAUGAAGAGGAUGAUAAGUGAUGAAAGGAACAGCAAGAAUUAAAAAUAAAGAUGUUUUACAAGU
Messenger RNA from Galendromus occidentalis (western predatory mite), 2364 nucleotides. RefSeq names its product ubiquitin-conjugating enzyme E2 eff (gene eff). The transcript has 5 exons. Bases 162 to 740 code for a protein of 192 amino acids. The record is from RefSeq and is a predicted model, not a curated record. NCBI's taxonomy places the organism in Eukaryota, Metazoa, Arthropoda, Arachnida, Mesostigmata, Phytoseiidae.